Nicotiana tabacum (common tobacco) is the source of this 620-nucleotide messenger RNA. RefSeq lists its product as uncharacterized. Gene Ontology annotation, cellular component: anaphase-promoting complex. The record is from RefSeq and is a predicted model, not a curated record. Gene Ontology annotation, biological process: regulation of mitotic cell cycle spindle assembly checkpoint. NCBI's taxonomy places the organism in Eukaryota, Viridiplantae, Streptophyta, Magnoliopsida, Solanales, Solanaceae.
CUCAAAAAGUAUUAGAGUGAGCAAAGGAGGAGCUGAGAGCGGGGAAGAAAGGAAAGGAAAGGAAAGGAAAAUGUUGCAGUAUCCAUCCUUCAUGUUACAGUACCCAUGCUCUACUCGAAUUAUUCCGACGUCGUUUUUGCUCCCCGCGCAGUGGCCCCAGCCUCAGAGCGACGAGCUCCUCCUUGCUAUGGAGGAAUCUGAUUUUGAAGAAAAGUGUAAUGAAAUCAGAAAGAUGAACAGCAACUUAGUCGUAAUUGGGAAGACUAACAUAGAUAAUGAUAAAGAAGACUUUGACAAUGAAGCAGACGAUGAUGAUGCGGACAAUGGUGAGGAGUCAGAAGGUGAUGACUUUGAGCAGGAAACUGGUUGACAUAUCGUGAUUAGUUUCCUGUAUCUGUAUGUGCGGUCUAUCUACGGUAAUGCUUCGUAGUUCAUGGUUUGGACUUGAGUUUUAAAAUUUUCUGAACAGUAUCUGGAUAUUAUUUGCUCAAGUGUUUUGUAGCCAAGGAGAGAUGGUUCCGGUAGGAACGGAAAGAGCCUGUUAAUAUUCUGUAUUCGAAAAUAUAUUAAAAAAUAAAACGAUAUAAAACCAGAAAUGUAGAAGAACAAAAUUAUUCCGA